AUGAAAAGCACUUUGUCCCGCGUGCACGUCGGCGCCGGGGCAUCCGUUCUUUCUGACUCGGCCGUCCCCCACGGCUCGGCCGCGCACCUCCACCCCAGCCCCCACGCGCACAGACUCCAACGCAGACAAGGACGAGGCCGAUCCACCGCGCUGCUGCCCUUCUGCGGGGGCCUCGCCGGGAUCUUCGGCCGGAGAGCGGUGAUGCUCGCCGCCAUCCUCGUCUUCAUGAUCGGCAGCACGCUCUGUGGCGCAGCGACGUCGAUGAACUUCCUCAUCGCCGGGCGAACGGUACAAGGUCUGGGCGCCGGGGCCACCGUGUCGCUCAUCCAAAUCAUCAUCUCCGACAUGAUCCCCCUCAAGUCGCGCGGCAUCUUCAGCGGCAUAAUCGCGACGUCGUUUGGCAUCGGCGCCGGCGCGGGGCCCGUCAUCGGUGGCUCGCUCGCGGAGAGCGGCCACUGGCGCUGGCUGUUCUACAUGAACCUGCCCAUCGGGCGGGCUGUGUGCGGUCAUGAUCCUGCUAUUCGUCCGCCUGCGCGUGCCCGAUGUGCCGCUGCGGGAGAAGCUCGAGCGGCUCGAUAUCAUUGGAAACGCGAUCAUCGUGGCAUCGACGACGUCGAUGGUGUUGGCGCUCACGUGGGGCGGCACGGUGUAUGCGUGGGACUCGCCCGCGCGUGGCUGGCGCCGCUGAUCGUCGGCUUUGUCGGGCUUGCGGCGCUGUUGGCGUACGAGGCGACCAUUCCGAAGCAUCCCAUCAUCCCAAUGUCGCUCAUGUCCACCCGCACGGCGUUUAGCGGCUAUGUGCAGAACUUCCUCUCGGCUGUCGCUCUGUCUGCUGUUGGCUACUGGCUACCGGUGUACUUCCAGGCCUGCAAAGGCGCCUCGCCCAUCGCGUCCGGCGUCGACGCCUUCGGGAUCACCUUCACCGUUGCGCCGCUGGCCGCCAUCACCGGGCGCGCUGAUCAACCGCACACACCGCUACCGCGCGCCGAUGUGGUUCGCGUGGGCGCUGAUCGUGGCCGGCGGCGGCGCUCCUGGGCACCAUCCUGCUGGGCUCCGGCAUCGGGAUCAUCUACGUCGCGGCGUACUUCCCGGUGCUCGCGCCCGAUCCCGCCGCGCCAGACGACGCAGGCGCUCGCGUACUUCUUCUUCCUGCGGCAGUUCGCGCUGAUCUGGGGCGUCACGAUCGGCGGCACGAUCCUGCAGAACAAGCUGACGUCGACGCUGCCGGACUCGUUCCUCGCCGAGUUCCCCGGGGGCACGCAGAUCGCGUUCGCGAUCAUCCCGUCGCUGGGCGGCCUGCCGCCGCCGCUGCGCGCGGCCGUGCGGGACUCGUUUGCGCACGCGUUCCGGCUGCUGUGGCGCGUGCUCGCGGGGCUCGGCGGCGCGGGGCUGCUCAGCAGUCUCGUGAUGAAGGGGCUAAGGCUGCACACGGAGGUGGACGGGACGUAUGGCCGCGAGGAGGGGCGGAAGGACGUGGAGAAGCGGGGAUAG
This is a messenger RNA of Mycena indigotica, 1491 nucleotides long. Its product is annotated as MFS general substrate transporter. Gene Ontology annotation, biological process: transmembrane transport. The record is from RefSeq and is a predicted model, not a curated record. Gene Ontology annotation, molecular function: transmembrane transporter activity. The transcript is spliced from 8 exons. NCBI's taxonomy places the organism in Eukaryota, Fungi, Basidiomycota, Agaricomycetes, Agaricales, Mycenaceae. The coding region runs from base 1 to 1491 and encodes 496 amino acids.